This is a messenger RNA of Leishmania braziliensis MHOM/BR/75/M2904, 2541 nucleotides long. RefSeq lists its product as hypothetical. Gene Ontology annotation, molecular function: mRNA binding; histone pre-mRNA stem-loop binding. The transcript has a single exon. NCBI's taxonomy places the organism in Eukaryota, Euglenozoa, Kinetoplastea, Trypanosomatida, Trypanosomatidae. The record is from RefSeq and is a predicted model, not a curated record. Bases 1 to 2541 code for a protein of 846 amino acids. Gene Ontology annotation, biological process: mRNA 3'-end processing by stem-loop binding and cleavage; mRNA transport. Gene Ontology annotation, cellular component: histone pre-mRNA 3'end processing complex; cytoplasm.
AUGCAGCGGCAGGAACAACAGCAGCGUCUUACGACGCCGCUGCGCGCGCCGCGGGGUGGCGGCGAUGGCAGCUACGUUCAGAUGUUUCUUGAGAAAACACCAGAAACCUUUGGGGUGCUUCUAAAGGACAGCCAAUCGCUGUCGCCAGCGCCGUGCUUCCCCAGCGACGCUGUAUCCCUCUUUGCGUCCCAGCAGCGGCAGGGGGAUCACCAACACACCGGCGCACCACCGAGUGACUGUCGCCCGCCAUCCUUGCAGCCUCGGGAGCUUUUUCAUGCGCCUCAACGACGCCACCAGCAGAAGCAACAGCAGCACGCGAGCCCAAGCUGUGGCGCAUACGACCAGCAAGGGGAUGGCGGGCGUUGCGGCAGCGGAAGUGGCAGUGGCGCCUCCAAUGAGUGGCGGGAGCGAACUGUGUCCUCGAACCCCAGGGCCUCUCGCGUUGGCGGCAAUACUCGUCCGCGCAAGCCGCUGCCGCCUGGAAACUCCCCCGACGAGGACCGCCGUCGCAGGCAGCGCGAGAAACAGAUUCAGUUUGGGUACGUCACGGACGGGUACACCAACAUGAAGCGGCUCAUCGCGCACGAUCCGCUGCUGAGGAGCGGUGGCAUCCUCCCGCUUUCACCGCCGGAGAUCGUCAAUGGCAGCAAGCGCCAGUGGGACAUUCAACUCCGCAAGUGGCGCAGAGCAUUGCACAUGUUCGACUACGUAUUCAUCGACGGCGAAGAUGACCCGACGACGCGGGCAAAGGUACUGGAGGAACAGCGGCAGCAGUGGGUAAGCGAGGCGCUCAACGAGAUGCCACGUGAGGCGCGACUGAAAAUCGACCUCGACACUCUGCGCCUUGUCCAGCACUCCGCUACCGUGCCGUGCAGGAUCCCCAUUGAGGAAGACCUGCGGUGCAUCUUGCGCAACGACGGCUGCUACGAGUCCCUCCGCAGCGUUGUACCUCAGAGUGCGUCGUCACUGACCAAAGGCACCGAUAUCAGCCCCAUCGAAGCGGGCAUCAAGAUCCACAUUGCGCCGUCAGCUGCGGUGGUGCAGCGGCAGCAGGCGCACCUUGAAAUGCAGCAGCGACUGUCCUCCCUUCAUCAGCAGGCGCUAGCCACAGAGGUAGCAGUGGGGGGGAAGGAGACGACCUCACACGUCGCGAGUGCCCCGCCAGUGCUAGCAGCAACGGCUCAGUGCGCAGAUGCCCAGCGACCCACCGAGCUCUCACCAAGUCCGCGUCGUCCACCCCUGCCGCUUCGGCCGACACCGCAUCAGCAGCACUGCGAUAACCCAAGAAACAAGCAAAACUGCAGUACCCUCAGUGGAAGCCCACUCUCGCAUGCCACUGCAGCGCCAACGUUCACGUCACUCGGCAACGCUGAGACGGCCCCGGGGCUCUCGGCCAGUCAACCUCGUGCCUUGUCCCUAUCGGGAAGCUCAGCAACGGGGUGGGGUGCUUCACCAGGUGCGCCUGGUGGGUCGUCCACAGUUGCGGUGCUGGAACCUCCCCUGUCGUUUUCCGGCUCUCCCCCCAGCGUCGCGCCGCACACUCGGAUGCACGGCGUAGCGGCACCACCACAAGCAUCAGCAGCAGGUGUCACCAUGCCAACGAUGGCACCGCCGAUACUGCCGUGGUGCACUCACUGUGGUCAUCGUGUUGACCUCCCAGCGCCGGGCAUCACCAGUGCACCAUACGGAGGCAUGGGUACGGGCACCGCCGUGGCUGCCGACCGAGUGCCGGCGCCAACCCAGAUGCGGCCACAGCAUGCAAGCCGAGCCGUCAUUGGAGGUACCUGUGAAGCAAUGAUGUCCCCGCUGAUGCAGCUCCCCAGUGCAAUGACGUGCAUGAACUACCCCACGGCCUCUACUGCGGCUACGGCGGCCACUUCCCCUCUGCACUGGUCAAUGCUGGCACGGCCGAUGGUCGAGGGGGUCGGAGGCAACGAGACUCCCGCCACCCACCAUGGCUGCAGCUACACUCAGUAUUGCCAGUUCGAGGCGUGGCAGGAUGCCUUCACAGCGAUGCCACGCUCCGCAGCAGCAGCCGUAGUCGGUAGAUCGUGCCUGCAAAAUGGGCACUGUCGUAGCAGUGGGGCCGUCGCUACGGGCGGCCGUUCGGCGACGCAGGCGGUGCCGCGGUUUGUCGCACGACUCUCCGCCUUGCCCAAUGAGCAGCGACUCGGUGAGCAACAGCCCGCCGAGCGCCCAUACAGCCCAGAUGGCGUCAAUGAUGGUGUUUUAGCGGCCACAAAUCCGCUUGCCACAGACACCAGUGCUUCAGUGGCAACGCCAGCGACGCUACAGCAAUCACCCUCGGCCUGUGAUGCUGCUGUCGCCACCGCACAGCUGGAGAAAAGUCAGUCUGUGUUGGCUGUCACUCCUGAACGGACGCUCUUCGGCGCUGGCAUCAUGAAAGAGGCUCCACCAGUGGUGGGAGGGGCACAGCGGCCACACGAAACACAGCAGGACACACCACUGGGCAAGCCAGUGCCAAUGCCGGAGGUCGAGGAGGCGCUGGGCAUUUCCUUUGUCUUUGACACUGACGAGUAG